Molecule: messenger RNA, 729 nt
Organism: Ascoidea rubescens DSM 1968
Lineage: Eukaryota; Fungi; Ascomycota; Saccharomycetes; Ascoideales; Ascoideaceae
Product: Mpv17/PMP22 family protein
Exons: 1
Coding region: 1-729 (242 amino acids)
Cellular component (GO): membrane; cytoplasm; mitochondrion
Source: RefSeq, a predicted model, not a curated record
AUGUCAAGGUUCUUCUUAGCUUACUCCAAUUCCUUGAAAAAUCAUCCUUUAAUUACCAAUGGUCUAACAACUGGCUUUUUAUUCGGCUCUGGUGAUGUCCUAGCUCAAUUUCUAUUUCCACUUGAAGAUUCAACAAUCUCCCAAGAUACUUCUGAACUUUUAAAUAAUCCAUCUCUAAUUGAUUCAAUUAUCCCAAAUAAAACCAAUAAACAAAAUAAUUCACGCGCCUCCUGGCUUUUGCAUUAUGAUAUUAAAAGAACAAUUAGAGCCAUCAUUUACGGCAGUCUAAUCUUCAGUGUUAUCGGUGAUAAAUGGUACAAGAUUCUACCUAAAAUCAAUUUCCCUUUCUUCAAAAACUCAAUCUACUUUAUCAACAACCCCAAUUUCAAAUCAAAUCUAGAUACCCUAGCAAGAGUCACUUGCGACCAACUACUCUUUGCUCCACUUGGUAUCCCACUCUACUAUUCCGCCAUGUCCCUCUUGGAAAAUAAAUCAUUCAACGACUUGAAAGAAAACUUGUUAAAUAACUAUAAAGUCACCCUAUUGACUAACUGGGCUGUUUGGCCCUUUUUUCAAUUCCUAAAUUUCUCUCUAGUUCCGGUCCAACAUAGACUACUAACCGUCAAUAUCGUAUCUAUUUUAUGGAACUGUUUCCUAAGUUAUAGAAACAAUACCUCUUCUAAAUUAAUCAAUAGAAACCCAACCUAUUCGCCACCAUUGCCUGAAUAA